UGUUUCUAGGUAACUAUGAAGGGCUUGUAUUUUCAACAGAGUUCCACAAAUGAAGAAAUAACAUUUCUGUUUCAAGAAAGGGAGAAUCUCCCUGUUACAGAGGAUAACUUUGUGAAACUUCAAGUUAAAGCUUGUGCUCUGAGCCGGAUAAACACAAAGCUUCUGGCAGAAAUGAAGAUGGAAAAAGAUUUCUUCCCUGUUGGAAGAGAAGUUGCUGGAAUUGUAUUAGAUGUUGGCAGUAAGGUAUCAUUCUUCCAACCAGAUGAUGAAGUAGUCGGAAUUCUGCCGUUGGAUUCAGAAGACCCUGGGCUCUGUGAAGUUAUUCGAGUACAUGAGCAUUACCUGGUUCAUAAACCAGAAAAGGUUCCGUGGACGGCAGCCGCCGGAGCCAUUCGGGACGGCGUCCGAGCCUGCACAGCUCUGUAUUACCUCUCUCACCUCUCUCCCAGAAAGUCUGUGCUGAUCAUGGAUGGAGCAAGUGCGUUUGGCACAAUAGCCAUUCAGUUAGCACACCAUAGAGGAGCCAAGGUGAUUUCAACAGCGUGCAGCCUGGAAGACAAGCAACGUCUUGAAACGAGUAGGCCUUUCAUAGCCCGUGUGAUUGACGUCUCUAAUGGGAAAGUCCGUGUUGCUGAAAGCUGUUUGGAGGAAACAGGGGGCCUGGGAGUGGACAUCGUCAUAGAUGCAGGAGUGAGAUUGUAUAGUAAAGAUGACGAACCAGCUGUAAGGUCACAACUACCGCAUAAGCAUGACAUCAUCACACUUCUUGGUGUUGGAGGCCAUUGGGUGACAACAGAAGAAAACCUUCAGUUGGACCCUCCAGAUAGCCACUGCCUUUUCCUCAAGGGGGCAACGGUGGCUUUCCUUAAUGACGAAGUCUGGAAUUUGUCAAAUGCACAACAGGGAAAAUACCUUUGCAUCUUAAGAGAUGUGAUGGAGAAGCUAUCGGCUGGUAUUUUCAGACCGCUACUUGAUGAACCCAUCCCACUGUAUGAGGCAAAAGCUUCCAUGGAAGUUGUUCAGAGAAAUCAAGAAAGAAAAAAGCAAGUUGUUCAAUUUUAAUUUUCCUUCCCAGACCUCAGUUGGAUGCACCCAUGCCAGUAUAUGAAGCCAGUUUUCUUUGGAAAUUGUUGAGAAAAAUCAAGGAAGAUGAAACAAGUUUUUUCUAUUUUUAAGCCUGUUUUCCAGCCAUAGUAAGACGUUUGGUUAUUUGACAUAUUUGAAAAAUUCUUGCAAAAUUAAUUAUUUUUUUUAACAUCUGAAGGGGAUAUUCCAAAAGUGUUCCUUUUGUUAUUGUACCUGUACAUUUUGCCUCUGCUAUAAAAUCCUUUCCAUAAAGAAAACUGCUUUCAGCAAAAGUCACACAUCCAUCACAGCAUCUGUCCCAAGCUUUUGCUGUAGCAUGAAAAUGU
Phodopus roborovskii (desert hamster) is the source of this 1412-nucleotide messenger RNA. RefSeq names its product crystallin zeta like 1 (gene Cryzl1). The record is from RefSeq and is a predicted model, not a curated record. NCBI's taxonomy places the organism in Eukaryota, Metazoa, Chordata, Mammalia, Rodentia, Cricetidae. Gene Ontology annotation, molecular function: oxidoreductase activity. The transcript has 12 exons. Bases 16 to 1062 code for a protein of 348 amino acids.